Messenger RNA from Hyposmocoma kahamanoa, 2962 nucleotides. RefSeq lists its product as uncharacterized. NCBI's taxonomy places the organism in Eukaryota, Metazoa, Arthropoda, Insecta, Lepidoptera, Cosmopterigidae. The record is from RefSeq and is a predicted model, not a curated record. The coding region runs from base 97 to 1578 and encodes 493 amino acids. The transcript has 9 exons.
UGCCCUGUUUAAAGGAUGAUCUAGUGAUUAGUAAUUAAUAUGGUGUUGUUUACAUGAAGUAGUUGGAAUGGAGGGGAAAAAUGUGAUUUUGGAAAAAUGGUGAGCGCGUCCCGGCGAUUCACGCUUUUUGGAUUGCUGUGGUGGACGCUUUUCCUUUGCUGUGCUGAUGGACUAAUAGAAAUCGUAGAAGAACAACGAUGUCACGACUACGAGUUCCGCCUGAUCUGUCGCGAUUUAGACACUCAUAUCGCGGUUCUAGAAGCCUGGUACACCUCUACGGAACAUUUGAGAUUAAUUGCAAAUACCUCCCGGCAAAUGGAGUUAAAAUUAAAGACAGAAAACGACUCCGAACUAAACAAAGUGUACGUUUAUUCUAGUCCAAAACACAACGGUGUGUAUUCACCUUCGAAUUAUUCAAACUAUCUGAAUUAUUCGAAUUUUUCAAACUAUUCGAAUUUUUCAAAUCAUUCCAUUUUCGAGAACGUUACUAGUGAAGAAGAACAGUUGGAACGGUUUUUGAACGAUACAGUGGACAUGGCGGUAGAAGUAGUGAAAGGUAGUGAUAGUUGUGGUUUGACAUCAUUUGCGAGAAGUUACGCGAGUUGGCAUGAAGGGGACAAAAGAAGACGUUCCCUGGAUUGGAGUUCGUCGAUAAAUUUGAGAGCUCCGAUAAGUUACCGAUGUACAGGAGUAAAUCACUGCAGUUUUAUAUUAGCGAAGGACUACCCACCUGCAAACAGUUGGACUCCAGGGGUGGUUUACAUCAAGUACGCCUGUUUCGACGAUACAGUGUCCCUCCACUACUGCAAUCGCGAGGUUCAAAUUGCACCGAAAGGCCCUGAUAGCGAGGGCUACAUCCGUACGCCCGGAUAUCCGCAUUUUUACGUCGGCGACGAGUGCCGGUGGCGGCUCAGGACAAAUCCUGAACAGCGAAUUCGGAUCACGUUGUUGGACGUUAGUUUGAGAAGUUUAGGUCCAUUCGACAAUGAUUGUACAGACUACGUCACAGUUCAAGACUCAAGCGGGGCUACAUUGUUCUCUUCGUGCGAGCAGGUGGAUCUUCCCCUUCGUUUAAUAUCGUCGACAGACGACAGUGAAGUUGUGGUCAAAGCCAGAUCCGAAGGCGCUUAUCCGAAGAGGGGAAUACUGCUGCAUUAUAAAAGUAUUGGCUGUGUAACGCUAGCAGCGCCAUCUGAUGGCUAUCUAGUGUAUCGCAACGAGGACGUAGCGCACUACAUGUGCAACGUGAACUUUGUUUUCGUCGACACGCGACAGAGGACGCGGUUUAUAUGGUGCUAUGACGACAAUAGUUGGAAUGACACAGUGCCUUUGUGUGUUGAGGAGGCGGCUAGACAAGCCGUCGGGAACGACACUAAGCUGCCCCCUAACGAGUCAAGCAUGUUAGUCGACAUCGUGAUCCCGUCGCUGCUGAUAGCGGCCUUGUUCAUCGGGAACGCGUUCAUCGUUCUUAUUAUUUAUAAGUACAGGAAACGGAAAACGGACGACAUCGAUGAUGAAUUCAAUACAAUCCCACUAAGCGUCAACGGCAACGUACACAGUGCUGGCAAUGCGGUUUAGUCCUCUUGAUUUAACUACAAUACGAAGAUUGUAUACCGACAUUCUAACUAUAAUAAAGACGGGUAAACUAUUGAUCAUGAUCGCUAACAAAGAUGAACAUGGUUAUAGGAUGAAAUAGAUUACCUCUGAUUGUGACACCUGCUCGCUAUAACUUUCUCUUAACAAUGUCCGAUAAUUAGACCCAUUUGGAACCAUAUUUAGGAUUGCCACUUUUCCUACAUUUGAUUAUUGAUCGAAAAUAGGUAUCGUCGCCUCACCAUUGAAACCUUGUCCGCUUUUUACGAUUUCACAUGAGAGGGGAAAACGUGAGGUUUUAAAAUUAUCCAUGUAAUCAUAGUGGACUUAUGAGGUUUUAAAAGUUGAUGCAUCGAAUUUUUUGCAUAUGAGUGAAAACACAAAAGUAGUCGGCAUUCAGUUUUAACAAUAAGGCGACGGCAAAAGAACUUUCGUUCUCUUUUUGCGAAUUUCAAUAAACUAUGACUUGAACAGAUAGACUUAAGAAGGAAGGCGCACUAUGGCGUGCGUAGCGAGCCCGGUAAAUUUUCGCUAUUUUUACAAAAAUCAUAGUAAUAGUCCCUGCCAUGACAGUUAUAUAGGACAUGGGUAAGACUGCGUGAUAGGUACUGAAGUAUAGCUGACAGUCUGCCGCGCUCUAAACGUUUUGGUCGCUUUUUAAGUACAUAAAUUUGUCGCUUCUAGAAAUUGUUGCCCAGGGCCUUAUAGGUCCUGAGCUAUGGUAGUUCUACUGUAUAAGAGAUAUGAGUACUAAAUUAAUGUGUAACAAAAUACACAACGUGACACAUUCGGAAAUAAAUUGUCUCAUCAUCGUAAUCAUAUUAAAUUGAUUAAUUACAUUCAGAUAUCUGUUUAUCUAAAUAAUACACAUAGAAUGAUGUUGAGAAAAAUAUUUACACUUACAAUUACAAAUUUUUUCUUCUAAACAUAUUACCAUGCUAAAGUAAGAGCCACAACAUUAAAAAUAUGCAACAGAAUACAAUAAAAUAAUUCCGAGGUUUUCGAAAGGAGUCAUCCAUUUCUUUGUACAUUAUUUCUAUUCCGAUCUCUAGUUAUGAUUAAAACGGCAAGAGUAUUUAAAUUGUGGUAAGAAUUUCCGACAAGGAACACUAAACAAAUAUGAUUGAAUUAAACAAGAUGUUAUUGAAGGUGAUUAUGUAACUUGUUUCCUUGUAGCAUGUUGCAGCAAAAAUUUUAAUGAUUGCUACAACAAUUUUAAGUAGUGAAUUUGAUCAUGUUGUCAUUGAUUCCAUCAAAUAUCAUGAUGGCUAACUUGAUGUGCGUUAUGUAUUUUCAUAUACGUUAUUAUCAUUACGUUACUACUUUUGUAACACUUUGUACUUACGUCGUCGUAUUAUGUGUUAAUAAU